UUCAAGCUUGCACAGUCUCAGGCACAGAAAGACAUUAGUAAGUGACAGAGUUUGGAGUGGUUGUUGCUACAGGAAACAGAGGACAGCUGAAUCUGGACUUGAGGACUUUCUGGGACUUUUUUCCCAUCUUGUCCUUCUGUAUUUUAUCACUCUUUUGGAAUGAAGUGAACUUUUGAUGGGGGAAAAGCUCCCACAGGUGCAAGGAGACCCCCAGCUCCGUCGUGACACUUUGAGCAGACCGGUGCGGACCCUUAGGGCUAAAAUGGUUCUUCUGGGGAGCUCUGGUGUUGGAAAGUCCAGCCUGGCACUGCGGUUUUGCAAGGAUGAGUUCAGGAAUACAUCACCUACUGUAGGCUGUGCCUAUCUCACCCAGGUGAUGCAUCUGAGUGAUGUCACCCUUCGCUUUGAGAUUUGGGACACGGCAGGGGAGGAAAAAUACCACAGUGUCACCCCGCUUUACUACAGAGGAGCCCAUGCUGCACUCCUGGUGUAUGAUGUCAGCAAACGGGACACAUUUAUCAGAGCUCAAGUGUGGCUCAGAGAGCUGGAGAAGCAAUACGUCGCAGGAUCCACUGUCUUGUGGCUGGUCGGCAACAAGGGCGAUCUGGCACAGCAUCGACAAGUGUCAGUGCAGGAAGGACAGAGUCUGGCCAAUGACAGGGGCUUGUUGUUCACAGAGACAUCAGCCCUGUCUGGGGAUCAGGUGGACAAGCUGCUGCUGGCUGUGGCCCACAGGGUGUACGAGUGUGUUGGAGCGCAGCAGGGGGGGCUGUCAGAGUGGCAGGAGACGCCACAUGUGGAUUUGCGCCGCAGAAACCAUCUUUUUGCAUCCUGCUGUAAAGUUGGACCCUGACGUCUGUCUCUGUCUUAAAGCUGCAGCGGGAACACAUGGGCAUCUGGUACACAACACAACAUCUCAAAUAAAAAGUGUACAUUGUG
Molecule: messenger RNA, 939 nt
Organism: Eleginops maclovinus (Patagonian blennie)
Lineage: Eukaryota; Metazoa; Chordata; Actinopteri; Perciformes; Eleginopidae
Product: ras-related protein Rab-17-like
Exons: 5
Coding region: 176-853 (225 amino acids)
Biological process (GO): vesicle-mediated transport
Cellular component (GO): endosome
Molecular function (GO): GTP binding; GTPase activity
Source: RefSeq, a predicted model, not a curated record